Messenger RNA from Planococcus citri (citrus mealybug), 1998 nucleotides. RefSeq names its product juvenile hormone esterase-like. Lineage: Eukaryota; Metazoa; Arthropoda; Insecta; Hemiptera; Pseudococcidae. The coding region runs from base 101 to 1747 and encodes 548 amino acids. The transcript is spliced from 11 exons. The record is from RefSeq and is a predicted model, not a curated record.
AGUAGUUUUCCAUUUUACGUUCACAACACUCCACCAUAGGUACCCCUUGGAUACUGAAUAGUAUACAUACAUCAGGUAUCGGUCAUCUUAUUGGAAAAUCAUGAUGUCGUGGUUAAUUUUAUUCCAUAUUUACAUGGUCAUUUCUGGUUCGAUUUUUGUAUACGGAGUCGUGGUAUCAACCAAACAAGGUAUUUUAAAAGGUGGAGUAGAGAGAAGUAGAGGUGGACGGAUAUUUCAUUCUUUUUACGGUAUUCCUUACGCGGAGCCUCCAGUAGGAGAGUUACGAUUCGAGAACCCAGUUCCUGCCAAAUCAUGGACAGGAGUACGAGAUGGGACAAUUUUACCACCACCUUGUCUACGUUCUUCCAUGGGAAAAAUUUAUGGCCAAGAAGAUUGCCUCUAUUUGAACGUUUACAGACCGAAGGUAUCCAACGAAACAUUACUACCUGUGAUGGUAUUUACGUACGGGGGCCAAUUCAUGUUCCUCGAUGCCCUACCUGACAGAUACGGACCUCAUUAUUUCAUGGACAGAGACGUUAUAGUAAUCACUUUUCAUUACAGAUUAGGAAGUCUAGGCUUCCUCAGCACCGAAGACGAAAUAAUCCCCGGAAAUUACGGAUUGAAAGAUGGAGUUGCGGUUCUUCGAUGGGUGCAAAAUUACAUCGAUGAUUUUGGUGGCGAUAAAAACAGAGUGACUAUAUUUGGAGGCAGCUCCGGUGCAAUCAGCGUCUCUUUGACUUUACUUUCUCCUUUAGCAAAAGGUCUAUUCCAUCGUGUUAUAUCUCAAAGUGGACAUCCUUUCGACAUGGAACCACCCGGUAAAGCGAAACUAAACGCUUGGAAAUUCGCCUCCAUGGUUGGAUGCUCUGGAGACGAUGUGCAAACGUCAGAAGAGCUAUUAAAAUGCUUGAAAAACAUUCCAGCCAAGAAACUGACCUCUUAUAAUACCAACCUUUUUACAGGUGGAGUUCUGAUACCAGCGUUUCCCUGGGGACCUGUCAUAGAGAAUGAAAAAGUCGAAGGAGCUUUUCUAGUCGACGAACCGAGAAAACUAAUUCAACGAAGAUCGGAUAUUCCUUGGAUUAUGGGAGUAAAUUCUGACGAAGGGGGCAUGCUGGCGUUAAUGACCUAUCUUCGACCUGACGGCGCAGCCUUUUUGAGUGAAUUCGAUACAAAUUAUAAAAAGCUAUUUCCAGUCAUGUUUCGUUACGAAGAUCACGUGAAGGAUCUCGAACAGUUAGACUGUAUAACAGAAAUCUAUGUAAAUCACUAUUUCGGUGGCAAAAAUAUCAGUCAGAAUAUCCACGGAUUUUCAAAAAUGUUCACCUCAUUAAUUUACUUCACGGGCCUCAAAGAGACUGUAAACUUAUACAAGGGGCCGAAAUAUGUUUAUUAUUACAAUCAUCGAAAUAAAGAAUCAUUCGACAAAACGUACUUUGCUGAUACAGACAUUGAAAUGGGUGUUAUUCAUGGCGAUGAAAUUAUAAGCUUUUACAAUUGGUCAUCUGCGAUCACUCCAGUAACCGAAGGAGUAGACUUGGUUGUUUCCGAACAGAUGCUCGAUUUAUGGACCAAUUUUGCUGCUAAUGGUGACCCGAAUUUAGAGGAUAAAGUCAUCUGGAAUCCGGUCAAUUCGAGUGAUAUUAAUUAUUUGCACAUAAGGAAUGGUACUCUUGAGAUGAAAGAGAGGUUAUUGGAAGAAGAAUACGAGUUUCUCUACAGCGUACCUGUCGAUGGGUAUUUCUAAACGCAGGACGAAUCGAAUUAAGUUACAUUGCUGCUUUGAAAGGGUCAGAAACCAGUUCCUACGUUUACGAAAUGAAAAUGCUCAGCGUAAAAAAACAGUUUUCAAGUCGUUCCCCGCAGACGCGACGAACAGUCAUUUAUUUUUAAAAAUAAGAUUCAAAGCAUCGUUAAAAAUAAUUUGUGUUUUUGUACCCGUGAUGUUUGAAAUCGAAGUUAUUUUGUUUUUGAAAUAAUAAAAAAGACUGAUUUUAU